CUUGAGCCGCACCGUGGCCAACAUCGCAUCGCAAGAACGGACGCUGAUCCAUCCAUCGAACUUUGUCUGUGGUAACAUAACAUUUUUGCAUAUUACGUUUUGUUCGUAAGAAUAAAGACGGUGAGCGUUUGUGCCUGCGCUAGAGUUUAAAUCGUAUUGUUUUUCCGAGUGAAGUUUGAGACGGACAAAUUGUGCAAAAGACAAUGAAGGAAGGCUUUUUUGCUCUUUAAACAUAAUCAAGUAAUCGCAGUCUCAUCUUUCAAAUACCACACCGCAUCAUCUCAACAGGCAAAAUUUGUGCCUGGACUGGAUUUGAGAAAAUGUUUUAAAAAGUUUGUUGCACGAAUUGCGGUGCAAUUAUCGCAAAAAAAUUCAUGUGUAUCAUUGUGUAAACCCAAGAUUUAAGUAAUACAUACAUAACUUUGAAUACUUGUACUUUUCUGGUGCACACAUAAUUGUAGUGACAUCCAGUUUUAAAAUGUCUCCUUCCUACCAACAACACCUCUCUAAUUAACCCAGUAAGCACAUACACCGACACGGAGUUGGCUACCUGUACGUACGUAGCUCAUUAAUUACAAGGAACGGAAAAUAAUUUAAUUUGCCUGUUUUUAAAGCCUCGAGCAACCAAACUGUUUAAAACUUGCUCCCUCAACAAAAUACAUACGCAUGUACAUACACUCAUCCAUAUUACAUAAAUAUGUACGAAGAGAGUGCAUGCAUUUAAAAUCCGGCUCCCACAAGCACGCUUCCGUUCCGUAAAUAAGUGCGAGAGCCUUUCCAACAACAAAGUGAAGGAGUGUAAUAAUGGAUUGGAUUCGGAAAUAAAUUUCCAUCGUAAUGCAACAUUGUUCUUCAAAUAGCUUUUUACUCAUUUCAUUUGGUGAAGUGUAAAAUUUGGCAAUUUAAAUUUAAUGAUUUUAUUCUCAAGAGAGCUGAAAAAGUGCAGUGCAGAUUCUACUACCUCUACGCAAAAAUAAAAUCAGCCUUGCACUUGAACAUAUUAAUUUGCACGGAGGAAGUAUGAGAAACGUGAUUUUCUUUGAAAAAGUGAACCCGUUAUUACAUUUCACUCUACACGAGGAGGAGGAGGAAGCGUAACGUGAAUUUUUAUGGAGGGUGGACACAGCGCAUCAAAGCCUGAAAUAACGACAUAACGUGAAAAAAGAGAGUCAGAGAUAUCCUAAAACUUUAAAUGUAACACUACUGACUGGUAUAUUUGCCCGAUUUCUGCUUCUUCUUACUAUUAUUUUAGCUACGAAAAUACAAGUGGUAUAAAUCUACCGUAUUUAAUACAUCCCUGUCGACGUCAUAUAUUAAUUUGCAGACAACUUAUUACAGCAUUAUUUCAUAUACAUAUUUACUACUCCCCUCCUCACCUCGUCGUUCUGGACCACAGAGUUCUUUCUUGAAGAAAAAGUUACAAAAAAACUCGAACAAUUCUUAAAAAGUUGAGAAGCUCAUGAACAAAACAGAAUAAUUAUGACGAGAAAAUCUGCAAGGUUUAUUAUUAUAUCAAACCACUGAAUCAAGAACCAGACCUGCAGAUAAUAGCGUACAUACAAGAUAAAACUAUGCCUCUGCUAAUUCCCACUAUAAUAAUACCAGUGGUAAUCUACAAUUAGUUGAUUUGCUUUAACUAUUUGCUAAUUACGCGUACCGUUUGAAACUACGUUAUAAAGUCAACAAUUGCGAAAAAUCUAGAAAACAUACAAUGAAAUUCUGAAGAAAUCUUUCAAAUUUAAUCCGAUUAUUAUUGUUCACGUGCAUACAUGUGUGUGUACAAAUGCUAAUAAUAAUAAUAACAACAAUAAUGUAACAGUCUGCGGACAUUUUUUACCAGUCAAGUCAAGACACACAAGUAAGUGCAACUAAUCAUAAUUUUUCCCACGGACUCAACGGGACAGAUUUUUUCCUUUGUUAUUGUGCAUUGUUAAUGUCAUCCACGAAUGAAUGCUUAAUGUGCUUUAGUCGUCCUGUCGUUCGUAUGGGAUUGUUAAUGUUGCGUAAUAAAGUCCUCGGUCCAUUAAGCUCAACGUUACAAGUUAACUCGCCGGUAAACUUUUUCUAAAAAAAGUGAAACAGCAAAGUGUUGAGUGUCUGGGAAAUUAACUGUACUUGCACAUUUGCCAAAGAAAUUAAAAGCUAUGCACCAUUGUUACUCGGGACUCGAGUCGCCAUUCAGGAAGAAAACAAAUGCCAGUGUGAAUUUUUGUGGCGUAAUUAUUUUUAUUCAAACCUAUAAUAAGAAAUUAUAGGUUCGAGUUUGGCGUGUGUGUGCACGUGAAUUUCAAUGAAUUAACCCUUCCGGGCUAGAUUAUUGUACGAGUAGCUUGCAAUUCAUGUGAGAAGAUCCAUGCAAACUACAGAUACGGACGGAGAACGGGAAUAAAUAGCAGUCUUACAAGAUUAUAAGACUAAGAGACAGAUGAGAGCGGAUAUAAAAUAAUCAAGUGAUUGAUGACUUGUUAUGUGCACUAUUUAUUAUUAGCAUAAUGAGUGAUACGUAAUAAUAAUAAAUGCAUCUCGAAAGAACCGUACGACUACACUUUGUUCAAGGAAAUGUAGAAAUUAAGCGAGGUGUGAAUGAAUAAUUGUUACAUUUUUUAUUGAGAUGAGACCCAACGGACAUGCCAGGACGAAUGGGACAUUGCCCAACGGUGGGAUCAACCGGCCACGAGUAAACGGUCAUGGCCCAGUCCACCAUGGGAAUGGGACUACUCGACCAGAAGAGCGAAUUACCAGUUUAUCCAGGUUUUGGACAACUGAGAGAAAUGCGACUGUGAAUAAUAGAAUCCCGACGCCAUACGCCAAACUCAAGAGACAGUGUCUCGAGCGAGCGGUGAUAUGGGAAGAUCCAGAUUUCACACCUUCAUAUAAAUUAUUGCCAAAAAAUAAAAAGUUACAGCAUCCAAUUGUAUGGUUGAGACCUCACGAAUUAACGCCACAUCCCCGAUUUGCGGGGGAACAGCCAUGGAAAGUGCAAUUAGAGAUGGGAUUACAAGGGGAUAUUUGGUUACUUCUGGCUUUGACCACCCUCUCUACGACGCCACGACUCUUGGAAAGAAAUGUACCCUUGGAUCAAACAUUUGGAAGUGGAUACUGUGGCGUUUUUAGAUUUCGGUUCUGGCAAUUUGGUCAGUGGGUGGAGGUCUGUGUCGAUGACAGGUUACCUGUAUGUCGGGGUCGGCCUGUCGGAAUAUGUUGCUCGGAUCCAUCACUAAACGAUUUUUGGCCAGCUUUAAUGGAAAAAGCGUAUGCCAAAUUUUACGGUGGUUAUGACCGACUGAACGAUGGGAGUGGUGCUCGGGCGUUGCAAGAUUUAUCUGGUGGAAUCGUACAAUCUUUCAAACUCGGAGCGCAGGACCGAUACCUAACUUACCAAGUCUUAAAUUCCGCCGUACCUCGCAGUAGCCUGAUAGUUGCGUCCAUUUUACCGGAUCGUGAACGACGAGCCCUAAAACUUCGACACGGCUUGGUCACGCAUUCCUCGUACGAUAUUACGGGGUUAGCUCGGGUUCGCGAUACUGGAAAUGGGUCAACCACGAUUGGAGAAACACCACUUGUCCGACUACGUGGACCGUUUGGAAGGAAUCAGUGGGUUGGGCCGUGGUCCGAAAGGUCGAUGGAGUGGGAAGCACUGCCCGAAAGGGAUAAAGAAAUUUUGUCAGUGAGAACGAGGGCCGAUGGAGAGUUUUGGAUGUCGUUUGUGGAUUUUGCGAGAAAUUUCACUAACCUGGAAUUAGUUCAUAUAGGCCCCGACGACUGGUUAAUAGAAAAAGAGCUUCAACCGAGAAAACCUUGGCGUGCCGUGCUAGCCAAGCGGCGGUGGCGACUGGGAUACAAUGCUGGAGGGGGUCCUGAUCACGAAUCCUUUACAGCAGUGAACCCACAAUUCGUCAUUCAAAUCCCGAGGGGGGCAACCACCAAGUGCCAUGUGGUCGUCGCAAUAACUCAGCAGUACGGCCCAUCUUUUGAGAACCAAGUUACACAUGCAAAUCAGUUCAACAAAGAUCAGAAAUCUUCAAAUAGUAGUUUUCAUGCCAUCGGAUUCGCCGUGUAUGAAGCCCGACCCAACAUGAACCGCAUCACCACACAGUUUGUUAUGGAAAACCGUCCUUUAGAUGUGACUCAACAUUCUAUUAGUCGAGAAGUCGCCACGUUUUUUGCACUUCCGCCAGGAGAAUAUGUGAUCAUUCCGCAGACGAAACAACCGAAUUGUGAAGCAAGGUUUUUAUUAAGAAUUCUAACCGAUGAACAAAGCAAUAUUUGGGAAGUAAAUGAAGAUAAUCUUCUGUACAGAAAUUUCACGCUUGACAGCUUUGACAACAAUUUCAGCACGGCUGACACUCGGAAUCUUAUAAUCCGUUGGAAUACGAGAUUUCCACAGGAAAUAGAUGCCGUCCAAUUUCGUCGCUUGCUUAAAACUACAAAUUGGAAAACCUGGCUUUGGACUAAGCCCACGUUAGAAGUUUGCAAAAGUAUUAUAAUGUUGAGAGACUCCAACAUAAGUGGUCGCCUGUCCAUGAAAGAUAUGCCAGCCUUGCUUAACAUGCUUCUCUUUUGGAAGGCCGCUUUUCUUAAGUGGGACAAAGGGAAGAGUGGGCGGACGAGCAGCUACAAUUUGCGUGGGAUGCUGUGGGAAGCGGGAGUGGGUGUGUCCAACAAAGUCUUGGAAUGUCUGGUGCUACGAUUUGCUCGAGAUGCAGUUCUUUCUUCGGAAUGUUUUGUGUUGGCAAUGUUGAGACUCCAUUUGGCACAUGAGAGGUAUCACGCUCUCGACACUAAAACGAAGUCAAAUCCACUAUCUUUAGAAGAGAUGAUUCUAAUGACAAUUUACUCCUGAUUGAUAUUCCACCUCGUUUACAUUCAACCACAAAAGAGUGAAUUCUUUCACCGGAUGCUACUUACGCCAAUAUUAGUCUAAUACGAUAACGUUAAAAGUUAAGAAAUAUAUUUUUUGUACGGGUAGCGUUAAUAUGAAGCCUAGUCAAUAACCUGUCCAAAAUUUGGACUCCAAAUUAUGAAAAGUACAUGCCUAAUAAAGAAAUCGAUCGCUAAAGUCA
Folsomia candida is the source of this 5063-nucleotide messenger RNA. Its product is annotated as calpain-A. Gene Ontology annotation, cellular component: cytoplasm. Gene Ontology annotation, biological process: proteolysis. The coding region runs from base 2612 to 4843 and encodes 743 amino acids. Gene Ontology annotation, molecular function: calcium-dependent cysteine-type endopeptidase activity. The transcript has 23 exons. The record is from RefSeq and is a predicted model, not a curated record. Lineage: Eukaryota; Metazoa; Arthropoda; Collembola; Entomobryomorpha; Isotomidae.